AUGAAUCUUCUGAUUCUUUUUCUGAUUCCAACUGUAUUUUUCGUUUUCAUUUCGGCUGAUGAUCUUCUUCAAACGAAACUCAAUGAAACAUCGGAUUCUGAAAUUGAAAUUAUGUCACCAGGAGGGACCAAAAAACCAACUCGUUUCAUUGAUAAAGUUCGUGCGAUCGGAAGAAAACAAGCAAUUGGAGUGAAGGGAAAAUUGAUGUGUGGAGGACGUCCGGUGAGAAAUGCCACUGUCAAAUUGUGGGAUAAUGAUAUGUUUGACCCAGAUGAUCUGAUUGCUGAAACCCACGUGAAUGAGGAUGGAACAUUCGAACUUUCUGGAUUUGCAAUUUCCAUUACUUCUAUUGAUCCUCAACUUAGAAUCUACCACAACUGUCGUACAACAUCUAAAGUUUGCCGUCGAAAGAUCACUUUUACUGUCCCAGAUAAUUAUAUUAAUAAGGGAGUGAAGGUCCAAAAAUGGUUCGAUUUGGGAACACCGAAUAUGGAAAUCGGAGUGAAACAUAAGGAGGAACCACACUGUUAUUAA
Messenger RNA from Caenorhabditis remanei, 534 nucleotides. RefSeq lists its product as uncharacterized. The transcript has 3 exons. Lineage: Eukaryota; Metazoa; Nematoda; Chromadorea; Rhabditida; Rhabditidae. The coding region runs from base 1 to 534 and encodes 177 amino acids. The record is from RefSeq and is a predicted model, not a curated record. Gene Ontology annotation, cellular component: cell surface.